CCCGAACCACCCGCUACUAUGGACACUCUUCACGAAUGCGUUUGAAGCUCAGCUCAAAGAAAGAAAAUCCAUAAGAAGUCUUUGCGCGGUGACUGCUGCCACCGACAUCAAUUUCUUCUCAGAUCAUCUCUUUCUUUCCAGUUGAAGGUUUCUUACUAUUCCAUUCGAAGUUCACAGAGAGACAACCAGAGAUUAGAUAGUAGUCAUCAUAAAUAUCAAUACUUGAUUCCUUUAGAAGUAGCACCGGUCGCCUUGCUCAAUUUUUGAAGUCCAAGUCUGAUUUUGUUUAUUGCUUCAGACAAUUGGCCGAUUUAUUCUCUUACAAGUCAAAGCCAUCAAUUCGAGGAUAAUAUUAAAGGACUAGGAAUGGAUCCGAUGGCAGGGCAUGGGCACUCUCUUCCUCCACCAUUCCAUAUGCACCAGCAGUCCCAGCAUGAGCAUCAAUUUCAGUCUCUACACCAAAACACAGAAGAGGAACAAAGCGGAAGCAGCAGUGGCCUAAACCUCGCCCACAAGAGAGAACGCGAAGAAACCAGCUACAAUAACAACAACGAUCAAGGCAAUAUGAACGGAGAAGGUGGUGGCGAAAUGACGAGAAGGCCUCGAGGCAGACCCUCCGGAUCCAAGAACAAACCCAAACCACCCAUCAUCAUAACCCGAGACAGUGCGAAUGCCCUUAGAACCCACGUCAUGGAGGUAGCUGACGGCUGUGACAUCGUCGAAAGCGUGUCCAGCUUCGCCAGGCGACGCCAGAGAGGGGUUUGUAUUAUGAGCGGCACCGGCACCGUCACCAAUGUCACUUUGAGGCAACCCGCUUCUUCCGGUGCUGUCGUCACUCUUCACGGAAGGUUCGAGAUCUUGUCACUCGCUGGCUCCUUCUUGCCGCCACCGGCUCCACCCGCCGCAUCCGGUUUGACCAUAUAUUUGGCUGGCGGGCAAGGUCAGGUGGUCGGGGGAACCGUAGUAGGAGCGCUUAUGGCUGCGGGACCGGUGGUGAUCAUGGCGGCUUCGUUUAGCAACGCUGCUUACGAGAGACUUCCUUUGGAGGAAGAAGACCCAUCGGCGGCGAUUCAAGGUCCUCCCGGAAUUGGGUCACCAGGUGGGGUUGGUCAGCAACAGCCGCUAUUAGGGGACACAACAUCGCCACUCAUGCAUGCUUUGCCUCCUAAUCUUCUCAAUUCUAUGCAGAUGCCUUCUGAUCAGCCUUUCUGGGCCACUGCUCGUCCUCCAUUCGGAUGAAGCAUCGUAACUUCCACGCCAGAUUGAUUCUCUGUCAACUUAUUAGAAAGGUCAGACGUAUGAUGUUCAAACAUGAACCCACGACAUUAGCUUAAUUAAUUGGUAAGCUUCUCCUAGGAUUUGUGCGUGAUUUAAUUUAGUUCAUCGAUUGAUUAGAUAGGUGAUCAUAUAUGUUUACUUGGCUUUGACAACUGAGACUGUAAACUGCUAUGGUUCGUGGUGAGUUUGAGUUGAUGAGAAUAAGGGUGCGUGCGCAUUUGGUUCAGUUCAAGAGAAGCCUGUAGGAGAGUAAUUAGUGAUGGUUGUUGUAGCGGUAAGACAAUUGGAGAUCGAGGACGAAGAGAACGAUACCAAAUAGCUAGUGAUCGAAGUUGCGAUUGCCGAAGCUGCUUCUGUCUAUUAAUGUUGUUCCUUUACACAGUGCGUGAAGUGUUUGUAAACUCACUAUUCCGUUUAUGGCUACAGCUCUGCGAAUUAUUCAUUGAGUCCUUUCUCUCGUUUUGAUAUGUUCGUCUUCGUCAUCUAGAGUAACAUUACUGUGGAUCGCAGCUCUGAAGGUAGCUAGGGUAUUCAUCAAACCUCAUUUCUAUAUGACAAAACUUCAGCGCCAUGCCCACAUUUAUAUAUAUGGGAAUCGUGUGUGUUUAUUUGUAUGGUGUAGUUAAAUAGAUGUAUACGUGCGUGUAACUGUUGGUGCCUGGCCAGCACACAUGCAGUGUCUGAUGAUAGCUCUUUUUCGAGGCAUGCAGUCUCUAAAUGUUUGCAUUGAAAUUAAAGGCAA
Messenger RNA from Neltuma alba, 2020 nucleotides. RefSeq names its product AT-hook motif nuclear-localized protein 24. Gene Ontology annotation, biological process: vegetative to reproductive phase transition of meristem. Gene Ontology annotation, cellular component: nucleus. The record is from RefSeq and is a predicted model, not a curated record. Gene Ontology annotation, molecular function: DNA-binding transcription factor activity; minor groove of adenine-thymine-rich DNA binding. NCBI's taxonomy places the organism in Eukaryota, Viridiplantae, Streptophyta, Magnoliopsida, Fabales, Fabaceae.